This is a messenger RNA of Melanaphis sacchari, 762 nucleotides long. It is a transcript of the gene Ras85D, whose product is annotated as GTPase HRas. NCBI's taxonomy places the organism in Eukaryota, Metazoa, Arthropoda, Insecta, Hemiptera, Aphididae. The record is from RefSeq and is a predicted model, not a curated record. Gene Ontology annotation, biological process: Ras protein signal transduction. Gene Ontology annotation, cellular component: plasma membrane. Gene Ontology annotation, molecular function: GTP binding; GDP binding; GTPase activity.
UACUCGAUAUUUUAGACACAGCAGGUCAAGAAGAAUAUAGUGCUAUGCGUGAUCAAUAUAUGAGAACCGGUGAAGGUUUUCUUCUUGUAUUUGCUAUUAAUAAUACCAAAUCAUUUGAAGAUAUCAGUAAUUACAGGGAACAGAUAAAACGAGUAAAAGAUGCAGAAGAUGUCCCAAUGGUUUUGGUAGGAAAUAAGUGUGAUUUACAAAGUAGAGCGAUAGAUGUUAAAGCAGCAUCUGAUUUAGCUAAACAAUAUGGUGUACCAUUUAUUGAAACCUCUGCUAAAACGAGACAAGGAGUCGAUGAAGCAUUUUACACUUUGGUCAGAGAAAUUAGGAAAGAUAAAGAACAAAGGUUGCGAGAAAAACGUAAAGCAAAACCAAGAAGGAAACGCAAGCACUGUUACCUCUUUUGAAUAUAAGUGAAACAAAUGGAAUUUUUUUAUUUAAAUUAUAAAAAAGGACCUAACAAGAGUGUCCUUGUCAUAUUUUAAUUAAUGUAAACACACUUUAGGCUCAGGGAAGUGUGUUUUCAUCAUUUAUAAUAUUGUUCAGUUAAAAGCAUGUAUUGAAUAUAUUUAUUUGAAUGAUAAACAAAAAAAAAACAAAUAACUUUUGGAAUCCCGAUCAAUAGAAAUUUAUGUUCAAAGAAAGAACAUUAUACAGAGGACCCCUUUAACAAGUUGACAUCUUGUUUUGAGAUCCGAUUUUAAUAUUGCUAUUUUUAUCGUCUUAUUAUUAAUAAAAAUUUAAAAAUAUAUA